Messenger RNA from Rotaria sp. Silwood2, 237 nucleotides. The record is from the annotation of a GenBank genome assembly. NCBI's taxonomy places the organism in Eukaryota, Metazoa, Rotifera, Eurotatoria, Philodinida, Philodinidae.
AUGAAUGUUCACAUCAGCAUUGUAUUUGGUUAUCGUCAAGAACUUAAAUCUAUUAAUAUUCAUUCGAAUAAUGCCGAUAGUAAAGAUUUGAUUGCGUCGAUUGAAUUACUACUUGAAAUAAAACCUAAAAAUGAAGAAGUUAAUAUUUUGUCAGAUUCAGUUAUUCUUGAUUUGAAUAAUGUUACUGAAUUUCAAAAAGAGAUAAUUAUACAUCAAAUAAUUGGUAUUUUAACAUGA